Syngnathus acus (greater pipefish) is the source of this 2646-nucleotide messenger RNA. RefSeq names its product aarF domain containing kinase 1 (gene adck1). Gene Ontology annotation, biological process: mitochondrion organization; lipid homeostasis. The record is from RefSeq and is a predicted model, not a curated record. Lineage: Eukaryota; Metazoa; Chordata; Actinopteri; Syngnathiformes; Syngnathidae. The coding region runs from base 120 to 1652 and encodes 510 amino acids. Gene Ontology annotation, cellular component: mitochondrial inner membrane. The transcript is spliced from 11 exons.
CUUUCCGCGCGCAUGUCGGAAGCUGUCGAGGAGGUCCAAAAAAAGAAAAAAAAGAAGCGAGCCGGCAACCCGGCAAGUGGAAGAUCGUCAACUCGUGGAGACUUUGUGAAGUGGCACCGAUGGCUCUGCGGCUGCUCAAAGUCCCCACCAUCGCCACAGUAUUGCUCGCAUCUUCGGGAAUGUACUUCUACAAUAGACCGCUGGAUUUCAAUGACUUGAGUUUGAUCCGCUUUGGACGAGCUGCUGCCACUACUGCUGUCAUCAGCUACGACUAUCUGACUGCUUUCAAAUAUGUGCAGUAUGGCACAGAGGAAUAUUGGGCCCUUAAGUCCAAGGUACAUCGCCGUUCAGCGGAGCGUCUUCGAGAUCUGUGCUGCGCAAAUCGUGGUACCUUUAUCAAGGUUGGGCAGCACCUGGGCGCUCUGGAUUAUCUUCUUCCCGAAGAGUAUACGUCCACCCUGAAGAUCCUCCACAGUCGAGCUCCUCAGAGCAGCAUGGAGGAGAUCGAGCGGGUCAUCAGAGAGGACCUUGGCAAAGAGCUGUCAGAGUUGUUUGUUUCCUUCGAUGAGAGGCCUCAGGGAGCCGCCUCUUUAGCCCAAGUCCAUAAAGCAGUGCUGCACGAUGGCAGGACGGUGGCUGUUAAGGUGCAACACCCCAAAGUCCAAAGACAAAGCUCCAAAGACAUAUUUGUGAUGGAGGUGUUGCUAAGAGGCGUCCAUUGGCUUUUCCCUGACUUUGCCUUUAUGUGGUUGGUGGAAGAGGCCAAGAAAAACAUGCCACUGGAGCUGGACUUUCUGAACGAAGGACGCAAUUCAGAAAUGGUGGCAAACAAGCUGGCCCACUUAACCUUUCUCAAGGUUCCCAUCAUCCACUGGGACUUGUCCACUAAGAGGGUUCUGACCAUGGAGUUUGCCGAGGGCGGGCAGGUCAACGAUAGGGAGUACAUGAAAGCGCACGGCAUCAAUGUCAAUCAGAUUUCCGAAAAUCUGGGCAAGAUGUACAGCGAAAUGAUCUUCAUCCAUGGCUUUGUUCACUGUGACCCCCACCCUGGCAACGUGUUGGUGCAAAAGUGUCCAAAAAGCAAGAAGACGGAGAUCAUCCUACUCGAUCAUGGCCUUUAUCAGGUCCUCCAACCAAAGUUCCGGAUCAACUACUGUCGGCUUUGGCAGGCUCUCAUUCAUCGGGACAUGGCCGGGGUGGAGCGUUACAGUCGCAAACUGGGAGCCGGAGACCUCUACCCGCUCUUUGCUUGCGUACUCACCGCUCGUUCCUGGGGGGCCGUCAAUUCGGGUAUCGCCUGUGUGGCCGUCACGCUCUCAGAGGAUGUGGAAAUCCGGACCAACGCAGCUCUUUACCUACCCCAAAUCAACGAUCUGCUGAAUCGGGUUCCUCGGCAGAUGUUGCUCUUAUUGAAGACCAAUGACCUUCUGAGAGGAAUCGAAAGCACUCUGCAGACCAGAGCGUCGUCGUCCUCCUUCAUCAACAUGUCACGCUGCUGUAUACGUGCUUUGGCUAGACAAGCAUUUGGAGAUUUGACGUGUUUCUACGUUCUUUUCUGCUUUGACGGACAGACACAAAAGGAGCCAGAGUCGGUCCGGCAGAAGACGUUUGCAAAUCACGCUGACCGAGUCCUUCCACCUCUGGAGACUUAGUAUGUACGAGUUGUUUUUAUGGUUGAAGGGCUCUGUGUUGGGACUCCUCGGCCUUUCUACUCUUCUGGCAUUUCUACACUGACGCGUGCGUGCGUGCGAGCGAGCGAGCGAGCGAGCGUGAAGCUGACCGACCGACCAACCGACCGACCGACCGACCGCUGUCUCCUCACCAGUUCUGCCCAUCCAAUUCAGAGACUUGUAUCUUCCUGCACUUAUCAGAAGACGUUUUGUCAUGUCUUGUCCUCUUGCUGAAUUGCUGUAUGAUAAUACUAGUACUAAUACGAGACUUUAUUCAUCUAGCCAGCAACCAAAAGUGUGUCAUAUUUUUAGAGCAUGUAUCAUUGUGCAUAAUGGGAUCAAAUGUUUCUACAUCCAUACUAGAAUAUUGUCAUCCCACCCCCCCCGUCCUCAAUGAUACUCUCGUUGGAGUUUUUCGUCUCUGUACGCCGGUCGACUGCCGAAAUGUUACGUAGUUAGCGGCUCAUUUUCUAUAGCUGGCGCCUAUUUUCCAUGAACCUUUUCACUUCAAUGGUUUACAUCUUUUCUUGGUAAGCGCUUACUGUAAAUGCAGACGUAUGUGGCUCAAAGCAGUCAUUGGACCAUUGUUGCCAAACGUACCUCACAAUGCGAGACUUGUUAUUUAUCGAUAUGCUGUCAAGUCACACCUGUCAUAUCUACAAAUCAGUCACUCCUUGCACAUUGUUCCUUUGAAGUUUCGAAUCAGAAGCCAUUUCUAAAGUGUACCUGCUGUGUGCUGCUGUGCCAUUUGACUCACUCUUUGUCAACUGCUCGAGGCUUUGAUUGCAUGCUGGACGGAGGACCUCAGUCGUUGAAUGAGAAUGUCACAACCAAACUGUGCGCUUUCGUUUAUUUGGUAAACAAAGAUGGUACUAGAAAUACAACAUACUGAUUUGAAAUAAGAGAUGAACUAUGUAACAGCUGUUCUGGUCAAUAUUUGACACCUUUAUUAUCCUAAUAAAUACUCACAAACCAA